AUGAGUAUUCAACAUAAAGAGAAAUAGUUAUAAGAAAUUAAAAAAAGAAUAGAAGAUAUGAUAUAAGAUUGCAUAAAAAUACAGAAUUUUAAAAUCAAUGUAUUUUUAAAAUUUGAUUCUGAUCUAAGAAAAUAGGUGAAUUCCUCUCCACUGGCUAAGUAAUUAUGUAAAUAGAUAAUUCUACUAAUGCUAACGUGUCUAAGGGAGGCUUAUGACAAAAAAUUUAAGAAAUUGCCUGAUUUAGAAGAAUUUUUUGUUAAUUAUGACGAGUAUGAAAAGACAGCGAAAUAUUUGAAUCUUGCUUGCUAUCAUAUUUGUUAAACCCUUAGUCAAAAGGAGAAGUUUAGUUUCUCUGAAAUAGCUCUAUGCAAAUAUAUAAAAGACAAUAUUUAACAUAUUCAAGAGACUAUAUUUAAGAAUCUGCUGAAUCAUCUCGAAUAGAUUUAUAAAAAAUAAGAAUAUGAAUAUGUACAUAAGAGGUAAGAGAGUGAGAUCUUAAGCAGAAAAAUAGAACAUAAUAAUUCUAUCGAUUAAUUUAAGACUUACAUUUAAAGAUUAUUAUAGUUCUCAUAGAAUAAACUGCUCCUUCAAAAAAGAGAUAUUAAUGUUUUUGAUGAUUUCUGUUAGAUGUUGCUGUUCAAAUUUAUAGAGGAUCAAUACCAAUAAAAGUAUUAGAGAUGGUCUCAAGUUUAUUCAGUUAAAGAUUAUCUAACAUUAGUGGAAAGGGAACAAAAAUUGAAUUAGGAAUUGUUUAUUUCUUUAAUAGAAUAUGAAACAUUUGAAGGUCAUUAAAAUAAUAUUUUGAGAAUAAUAUAUGAAAAAUUGCUGAUUUCAUACAAAGGGGUAAUCCUAAGAGAUGAAAGAGGGCUUUAAGGGUUGUUGAAGGAAUUCCUCUAGAGCUAUGAUUAUAAUGAUAAGAAAAGUGCUAAAGAGGAAAUCAUUCUAAUCUUGAGAGUGUAUUCCAAAUUCUAAGACAAGGAGAAUUACUUCAAUGAUUUUAAAUAUCACUUUUAGUCCUUUGUAAGAAGAACAAUAGAUGAGCAAUACAAGGAGGAAACUCUUCACCAUGAAUUAGAGAAAUAAAAGUAGAAAUAUAAAUCUCUGGUAAAGAUUUUAUGCGACAUUUAUGAUAAAUUUAACGAUCUGAUUCUGUAGUGCUUUAGGAAGAGUACUGAUUUCAGAGGAAGAUAUGACCUUGAAAUGAUAGUCAAUUCUGAACUCAACUUAUUUUUCAUAAGUUUAGAAUAAAGUAUUCAAUUAACAUUGCAAUUAUGCGAUUAUGUACAUGAGCUGAUAAUGUAAAUGGCCAAAACUGAUGAUCUAUAAUAAAGAGAAGAGAAUUAUGAUGAAAUUAGAAAGGUAUAAAAUUGCUUGUUACCAUUUGUGAAAGAUUACGAAUACUAUCUGCUUAUUUCUUAUUAUCGAUUGGCUUCAAGAUUACUUGGUUAUCUGUUGUUUUUUGACAAGAAUUAUGUAAUUAAUCAUCUAGAAACUGAAAGAUAAAUACUUGAUAAUAUGAGAAGGUUCUGUGGGAAUAAAAAACUAAAAAAGUUUUAUAAGAUGAUUGAUGAAACAUCAGAAAUUGCAUCGAAAACACAAAUAGCUACUUUUGACGGAGUCCCUUUAGAAAUUAUUCAAAUCAAUAAAAAGAAAUGGCCAAUACAUUAUGGCAAUGACCAAAAUGUAUUUAAACGUUUUGAUAAUCAAAAAGCAGAUUACCUUAAGAUGCAGAAUUAGCAACACAAUAUUAUAUUUAGUGAUACCUUAUCUUAUGUUGAGAUUUAUUGGAAUGAAGUAAAUAAAAAACUGUUGAUAAAUUGCGUUUAAGCAGCAAUUUUAUUAUUGUAUGACAAAAAUGAAGACCCAAAAUCCUUAAAUUAGAUCUCGGAUUCAAUCAAUUUAGAAAAGGGCCAAGUUAAAUUUCAACUAGAUAGAAUGGUCAAACAAAAAAUCCUAUGGAAUGAUGAAUAAUUUUUUUAUCUAAAUAAUUCAUAAAUUGAAUAAGAAAUCAAAUAAGAAUGGAUUAUCAUGGAACACAACAUUUACGAAAAUGAACGAUAUAUAAAUGAAAUCAAACCUGUUGUUGAUAAAACAUAAGAUUUUAAGUAUCAGCUAGAUGCUUAUAUAAUGAAAGUCCUAAAAGCAGAAUAAAGAGUGUUUCACAAAACUUUACUCGAGAAAGUUUAACAACACUUUUACCCAACCCUAGUAACAAACGAGUAAAUCAAAAUAUCGAUUGAAUUCCUCUCCAAAUACUAGUACAUAAGUAGAGAUCCAAAAGAUUAAUCAGCAUAUCUAUAUGAAUGA
This is a messenger RNA of Paramecium tetraurelia, 2307 nucleotides long. RefSeq lists its product as uncharacterized. NCBI's taxonomy places the organism in Eukaryota, Ciliophora, Oligohymenophorea, Peniculida, Parameciidae. Gene Ontology annotation, molecular function: ubiquitin protein ligase binding. Gene Ontology annotation, biological process: ubiquitin-dependent protein catabolic process. The record is from RefSeq and is a predicted model, not a curated record. The transcript has 7 exons.